GACUCAAUCCAGCAGAGACCAGCCUCACCUGUACCCAGCUGUGUGUCCAUGAAGAGUGACAGGUCUAUGGAGGCACCUCCCAUGUUCAGUGAUGGAGGAGGACCUUCUAAUGAGGAAGGGAUGAGACAGCAGAGACCAGCCUCACCUGUACCCAGCUGUGUGUCCAUGAAGAGUGACAGGUCUAUGAAUCAACCUAUCAAGUUCAGUGACGGAGGAAGGCCUUCUAAUGAGAAAGGGAUGAGACAGCAGAGACCAGCCUCACCUGUACCCAGCUGUGUGUCCAUGAAGAGUGACUGGUCUAUGAAUCAACCUAUCAAGUUCAGUGACGGAGGAGGGCCUUCUAAUGAGAAAGGGAUGAGACAGCAGAGACCAGCCUCACCUGUACCCAGCUGUGUGUCCAUGAAGAGUGACAGGUCUAUGAAUCAACCUAUCAAGUUCAGUGACGGAGGAGGACCUUCUAAUGAGGAAGGUACGAGACAGCAGAGACCAGCCUCACCUGUACCCAGCUGUGUGUCCAUGAAGAGUGACUGGUCUAUGAAUCAACCUAUCAUGUUCAGUGGUGGAGGAGGACCUUCUAAUAAGGAAGGUAUGAGACAGCAGAGACCAGCCUCACCUGUACCCAGCUGUGUGUCCAUGAAGAGUGACUGGUCUAUGAAUCAACCUAUCAUGUUCAGUGAUGGAGGAGGACCUUCUAAUGAGGAAGGAGAUCAACAGGAGAAGUCUGAGUCAGACCAGAGUCACCAUGAGGACUUGUCCUCCAUAUUCACAGUGCUUGAGGAGACCGUCAUCAGGUUUGUGACGAAAGAGCUGAAGAGGAUGAAGGGGAUUCUGAGUUCAGAUUUCCCAGAAGGCUUAGAGAGUCAGAGGGAGGACCAGGAAGUGGUGGACCCUGAAUAUCAGAAGCAGGAGAGCAGUGCCAGAGAGGGAGCUCUGAAGAUCACACUGCACGUCCUGAGGAACAUGAACCAGAAGGAGCUGGCUGACACUCUGGAGAAAAAUGAGCGUGCUGAGAUUUGUCGACAGAAACUCAAAUCUGAACUAAGGAAGAAGUUUGAAACUGUGUUCGAGGGCAUAGCUAAACAAGGAAACCCAACUCUUCUCAAUAAGAUCUACACAGAUCUCUACAUCACAGAGGGUGAGAGUGGAGAGAUCAAUAAAGAACAUGAGGUGAGACAGAUUGAGACAGCAUCCAGGAAAUCAGCAAGAGCAGAAACAGCCAUCACAUGCAACAACAUCUUUAAACCCUCAGCUGGACGAGUUACACCUAUCAGAAUUGUUCUGACAAAAGGAGUUGCUGGCAUCGGAAAAACUGUCUCUGUGCAUAAGUUCAUCACGGAUUGGGCUGAGGGACUAGCCAAUCAGGAAAUACAGUUCAUCUUUCCUCUCCCGUUUCGAGAGCUGAAUUUGUUGGAUGGAGAAGAGUUCAGUCUGAUGGAACUUGUCCAUCACUUCUUCUCGGAAACCAGAGAAUCAGGAAUCUCCAACUACGACAAGUACAACGUUCUGUUUGUCUUUGACGGUCUGGAUGAGUGUCGACUGCCCUUAGCCUUCAAAAAGAACAAGAGAUGGUGUGAUGUCACAGAGUCCACCUCAGUGGAUGUGCUGCUGACCAACCUGAUCAGAGGAAAGCUUCUUCCCUCUGCUCUCAUCUGGAUCACCACUCGACCUGCAGCAGCCAAUCAGAUCCCUUCUGAGUGUGUUGACCUGGUUACCGAGGUACGAGGGUUCAAUGACCCACAGAAGGAUGAGUACAUCAUGAAGAGAUGCAGUGAUGAGAUCCUGGCCGGGAGAAUCAUCUCACACAUCAAGACAUCAAGGAUCCUCUACAUCAUGUGCCACAUACCAGUCUUCUCUUGGAUUACUGUUACAGUCCUUGAACACAUGCUGAGAACAGAGAAGAAAGAGAAGAUGCCCAAGACCCUGACUGAGAUGUACACAACCUUCCUGGUGUUACAGACCAAACAGAAGAAGGUGAAGUAUCAUGGGAAAACUGAGACAGAUCCACACUGGGAUAAAGAGAGCAUUAAGAGCAUUCUGUCACUGGGAAAACUGGCCUUCCACCAGCUGGAGAAAGGCAACCUGAUUUUCUAUGAGAAAGACCUGACAGAGUGUGGCAUUGAUGUCCAUGAUGCCUCAGUGCACUCAGGAGUGUUCACACAGAUCUUCAGACAGGAUGGUAAAGUCUUCCAGGAGAAGGUGUUCUGCUUUGUCCAUCUGAGCUUUCAGGAGUUUCUGGCUGCUGUGUUUGUGUUUCUCUCAUUCAUCAACAACAAGCAGAAUCUGAUGUCUGAGACUCCAUCAGCUUCCAGCUCCAAAAAAGUGUUGGCUCUUUUCAGAGAGAAACCAGAAGUCCGAUUCUACAAGAGUGCUGUGGACAAGGCCUUGCAGAGUACGAAUGGACAGCUGGACCUUUUCCUCCGCUUCCUCCUGGGCCUCUCAAUGGAGUCCAACCAGACUGACUUACAAGGCCUACUGACUCAGAAAAGUCACAAGACAGAGAGCCAUGAGGAUACAGUCAAGUACAUCAAGGAGAAGAUCAGAGAGGAUCCCUCUGCAGAGAGAUGCAUGAAUCUGUUCCACUGUCUGAAUGAACUGAAUGACCAUUCUCUGGUGGAGGAGAUCCAACACUACCUGAGCUCAGGAAGUCUCUCCAGUGAGGAGCUCUCAUCUACACAGUGGUCAGCUCUGGUCUUUUUGUUGCUGACUUCAGAAGAGAAGAUGGACGUGUUUGACCUGAAGAAAUACUUCAUAUCAGAGGAAGGUCUUCUGAGGCUGCUGCCAGUGGUCAAAGACUCCAAAACUGCUCUGCUGAAUGACUGUAACCUCUCAGAACGGUGUUGUGAAGCGCUGGCCUCAGCUCUCCCCUCCUCAGAUCUGACAGAGCUGGACUUGAGUAACAACAACCUGGGGGAUUCAGGCAUGAAGCUGCUCUCUGCUGGACUGGGGAAUCCACUCUGCAAGCUGGAGACACUGAGGCUGUCAGGCUGUCACAUCACAGAGGAAGGAUGUGCUUCUCUGAGCUCAGCUCUGAAUUCAACCUCCUUCCUGAGGCAACUGGAGCUAAGUAACAAUGAUCUGAAGGAUGCCGGCAUGAAGCUGCUCUCUGCUGGACUGGGGAAUCCACUCUGCAAGCUGGACACACUGAGGCUGUCAGGCUGUCACAUCACAGAGGAAGGAUGUGCUUCUAUGAGCUCAGCUCUGAAGUCAACCUCCUUCCUGAGACAACUGGAUCUAAAUAACAAUGAUCUGAAGGAUGCCGGCAUGAAGCUGCUCUCUGCUGGACUGGGGAAUCCACUCUGCAAGCUGGAGACACUGAGGCUGUCAGGCUGUCACAUCACAGAGGAAGGGUGUGCUUCUCUGAGCUCAGCUCUGAAUUCAACCUCCUUCCUGAGGCAACUGGAGCUAAGUAACAAUGAUCUGAAGGAUGCCGGCAUGAAGCUGCUCUCUGCUGGACUGGGGAAUCCACUCUGCAAGCUGGACACACUGAGGCUGUCAGGCUGUCACAUCACAGAGGAAGGCUGUGCUUCUCUGAGCUCAGUUCUGAAGUCAACCUCCUUCCUGAGACAACUGGAUCUAAGUAACAAUGAUCUGAAGGAUGCCGACAUGAAUCUGCUCUCUGCUGGACUGGGGAAUCCACUCUGCAAACUGGACACACUGAGGCUGUCAGGCUGUCACAUCACAGAGGAAGGAUGUGCUUCUCUGAGCUCAGCUCUGAAGUCAACCUCCUUCCUGAGACAACUGGAUCUAAGUAACAAUGAUCUGAAGGAUGCCGGCAUGAAGCUGCUCUCUGCUGGACUGGGGAAUCCACUCUGCAAACUGGACACACUGAGGCUGUCAGGCUGUCACAUCACAGAGGAAGGCUGUGCUUCUCUGAGCUCAGUUCUGAAGUCAACCUCCUUUCUGAGACAACUGGAUCUAAGUAACAAUGAUCUGAAGGAUGCCGGCAUGAAGCUGCUCUCUGCUGGACUGGGGAAUCCACUCUGCAAACUGGACACACUGAGGCUGUCAGGCUGUCUGGUCACAGAGGAAGGCUGUGCUUUUCUGGCCUCAGCUCUGAGGUCCAACCCCUUCCACCUGAGGGAACUGGACCUGAGCUACAAUCAUCCAGGAGAAAAAGGAUUGAAGCUGCUCUCUGCUAGACUGGAGGAUCCACACUGCAGACUGGAGAAACUCAAUGUGGAUCAUGGUGAGGAGUGCAGGAUCAAACCUGGCCCUAGGAAAUAUGCCUGUGAGCUCACUCUGGACCCAAACACAGCACACAGAGUCCUCUCUCUGUCUGAGGAGAACAGAAAGGUGACAUGGAGGUUAGAGGAGCAGCCGUAUCCUGAUCACCCAGAGAGAUUUGAGGACUGUCGCCAGGUGCUGUGUAGAGAGGGUCUGUCUGGGCGCUGUUACUGGGAGGCAGAGAGGAGUGGAGGAGGGGUUUAUAUAGCAGUGACAUAUAAAGGAAUCAGCAGGAGAGGAAGGGAUGAUGACUGUGGGCUUGGACGCAAUAACAAGUCCUGGAGUCUGUACUGUGAUGAUGACAGUUACUCUGCCUGGCACAAUGAUAAGUUCACUGCCAUACCUGCCACCCCCUCCAGCUCCCACAGAGUAGGAGUGUAUCUGGACUGGCCGGCCGGCACUCUGUCCUUCUACACAGUCUCCUCUGACACACUGACCCACCUGCACACAUUCCACAGCACAUUCACUGAGCCCCUCUAUCCUGGGUUCUAUGUUUAUGACUUCUCCUCAGUGUCCCUGUGUCAGGUAGAAUAGCCCACACACACUCUCACACACUGUGCUCACAUAGAUGUCAUUGAAGAUUGAACUGUAUACAGUUGGAAUUCAUAUCCCAGAGUGUUUGUAAAUAUUGGUGUGUGUAGAAUGUUUGUUUUGUUUUAACCUUUAGAUGUAAAUAUUACUGAUAUUAAAUAUUAUUAAUAUCUUUAAAUAUUACCGACGCUUCCACCAGAGUGAGUUAUUUUUCCAAAACGGAAGCUAGCUAGCUUUAGUUAGCUUCCGUUACCUAGCAUAAUACUCGUAGCAAUGCUACUACCUGCUAGUGUUACUUGUUAGCCUCCUAAUUGUACAUUUUGAAGCCAUACUACAGCGUUUGUCAUGUCGUUUUUGUCUAUCGGAAAAUAGUCGGUUGGAAUGUAAAGAAUCACACGUGCAACGUUACUCUGUGGGGCUUUCGAACUAUCGCACACGUGUGAUGCUACUCCUUAACGGGUUAAUUGUUGACAAACAACAAUCCUGUCUUUGAUCUCAGUCCCACUGAAUGUGAUGAACUAAAUACUGUCUUACUGACUAAACUAGAGAGGGUACAAUUUCUGGGGAAAUUGUAGGGUGUGCUUGCUUGCGUCGGUUGCACAGGGGUCCGUUUUUUUACAACUGAUAUUUCUGUAUAUGUUAUAGAAAAAUGCAUACUUAUUAUUUAUAAAGAUUACAUAGAUUUAAAAGCAUAUUUUUUUUGCUGCUCAUUUACAACUGAAAAUACGAGUGAAGUGUAGAAUUAAAUAGAUGUCUUCUCAUUUCCCAUGCAAGAGGCAGCCUCAUCGUUGAAUCAAAACGAAUAAAUUUGGCAGACCGGUGUAAAAAUAGACCUAAUCUCUAUGAUUUAAACGUCCUUUUAAGUUUUUCCCUUCUCGUGAUAUUUUCAAGCAUUUAGCCUACUCGUUGCAUUCAGUCAUUAACAAAGAACCCCCUUUGAAGAUUAUUCUACGACGUUACCGGCAGGUAGAACAUGGAAUCGCGAUUCAAACAGUACCAUCUGCUAACUGAAAAUAUGACCCCCAAAACGUAAAUAAGCUUGACAUUUAUUUAGUGGAAAAUUGCUUUCAUAAAAAGCUCACUGGUAGCGAUCAUUGUCAGUAACAACGCCAAGUGCGAUAUAGCCCUGUGUGGAGAAGCUGCCCCGGUAAAUUGUACUACUACGGUACA
Messenger RNA from Osmerus eperlanus (European smelt), 5925 nucleotides. Its product is annotated as NACHT, LRR and PYD domains-containing protein 12-like. Gene Ontology annotation, molecular function: protein binding. Gene Ontology annotation, biological process: intracellular signal transduction. The record is from RefSeq and is a predicted model, not a curated record. Bases 49 to 4758 code for a protein of 1569 amino acids. Lineage: Eukaryota; Metazoa; Chordata; Actinopteri; Osmeriformes; Osmeridae. The transcript has 19 exons.